AUGUCCUCGUUCACACCCUCCGGGGUCGCUGUGUCGACUGUUAACCCAUCGACCGAAGUGCUGAUAGGCCAGAACGUAAAGUCCAAAAUCCAGGACCUUUUCCAACGGCUUCGGAAUUACCCCUUCCUCUCAAAGGACCAACUUCGCGAGAGCUCCAAACUCAUGUACGAUGUCCAGGUGGUAGAGGGCAUCGUGAAAAUCUUGAACGACUUUUCCCCUCCCGAUGAAAUCCACAUGUUUUGUCGUCUGUUUUACGAUUCCUACCUGUCGGGAGAUAAGAAGGUGAAGCUGUUGGUCACCCUUCUGCUUCCGAGCAUGCUUAAUACCUACCUAGUUAAGGCCUCAUCACUGGAAACUGAGCCAAAGCACCAGCUGCAACAGCAGCAACAGCAGGCCAAUCAAUCACGGCGCAGCUCGCAACCAUUUCCUCCUACAGAGCAACAGAAGUCUGCCAGUGCGUUGGAAUCGCUCUCUUUUCUUCUCUCCCAGCUGUGUGAACUCGCUCCUGCCUUCAUUCGUUACCCUGAACAUGUCGAAAUCAAAAGGACCACCUCAAAGUUGCCCGAUUUGCGAGUUCCGUCGAUUUUCCAUGCUCCUCCACAACCACCUCCCACACAAUAUGUGAGCUCUAAGUCUCAGGUUCCCAAGGCCUCCUCUGCGACCAGUCUCAACCCCUCCACCCUUACCUACAACCACAGUGGCCCCUCCCUGUCCACCCAUGUACCCUCCGGUUCUACUGAUCCUGAUCCCGCUUGUGUUGUCCGAAUAUACACCGACACACUGAUGCGCCAGUUCGUUGGAGGGACUGUGGAGCAACAAGGCAUCGUGCUGACCUCCAUCGAUACCUUCUGCGCACUUGUGCAACGCGUGACUGCUCUCAACAACCGUCGGGUCUACGUCAAAGUUGGCAGCCUCCUAGUGGACCUAGCUACAGCCAUCGAUCGGAUUUUGUUUAUACUCUCAUUUGAUCACGACCUCCUUUGGUCCGGCAACGCGGAACUUCGUCUCAGCACUGAGGAGUUGCGCAAGAAGGUGUUCGACCUGCUCCCCCUACUUGAUCGAUUUGCGAGCUACCACUGCUGCGCGUCUGUGAUCCUCAUCACCUCGGCAAUUCAGAACGCCUGGGCGACGCGUCUUCAGCGACCCCAGAUGAACCCAAUCGGCAUUCACCGAAGAUUUCGGCUGGUCUCCGAUGAUCCAGCGGAUCUGUCGGAGGUGGUCGGAGAGUCGACCACCUCGUCGGACACCGAAGCGCAUGCGUUUCACCACCGUCCCUCUGUGUUCACCAACGCCAACUUCCGCGCCGAACCAGUCUCCGAGGAUAUUCCCAUCAGUGGGGCGGUUCAAGAGCCGGUACAAAAGGUAGCCAAGAAACGCCUGCAUUUGUCGGAGGUGCUGUCAAGGAGCUCGGACAACUUGUACGGCUCCGAGUCGUCGAUGGCGCUCGGUGCAGGGACGGAAACUCUAGGCAGGCGGACCCUUCACCAUCAUCGAUUUAUGCACAGGCUUCGACACGAAAAGCAUUAA
Mesocestoides corti is the source of this 1527-nucleotide messenger RNA. NCBI's taxonomy places the organism in Eukaryota, Metazoa, Platyhelminthes, Cestoda, Cyclophyllidea, Mesocestoididae. The record is from the annotation of a GenBank genome assembly.